AUGCACAAAAAAGCUGAUGAAUGGCUGCGAGUGCUACGGCUGGUGAAUGCAAGUUCAACGGCUGCAGACGACAAGCUGCGUAUCGAAGCACUCACAAACGUUGCCGACUAUCAUCGAGAUCGACAACGAUGGAAAGAGGCCGCUGACCAUUACGAGCUGGCCGGAGAGCUCGACCAACUCAUGGUGUGCUACAUUCAUUUAGACGACUUCUAUGGUUUGGAAAACUUAGCCAAACAAUUACCAGACGGCCAUCCACUGCUAUCGUGUUUCCUCAGAUGCAAUCAGACUGCCGAUGCCCUCGACACGUGUAUACAGUUGAACAAUUGGGAUAAGGCUGUUUCCUUAUCUCGUACUCACAAUCUGCAAGAUGUAAAUGUGCUCAUGGGGAAGUAUGUGAAGGAGUUGAGUGAAAGCAGUGAACGAUCUCUCGCUGCUGUGCAGCUUUACCGUAGAGCUGGACGGUUUCUGGACGGAGCUCGGGUCGUCUACAGGCUGGCUGAGGAAGAACGUAAGAAAGCUGCUACUUGUCUUCGCUUGAAGAAAAUGUAUGUACUGGCUGCUCUCUUGAUAGAAGAAUAUCACAUGAGCAACAAGGCCCGUUUGGCAAAGGAGCAGAAGGGCGCCUCUGACGCAAAUGUUGCCCUGAAUGAAUUACUGGAAGGGGAUGGCGAUCUUUCCAUGGAGGACAGCAGAAUGAUCGAUCGAGCAUGGACUGCUGCUCAAGCUUACCACUUUAUAAUGUUGGCUCAACGGCAGUUAUUCGAAGGUGAUCAUUACGGAGCUAUGAAGACAAGUUUGUACCUGACCCAGUUCGAAGCCUACAUCGAACCUAUCGAGGUACACUCAUUACUUGCACUUUCAUCCUGUGCAUGUCGACAAUUUUCCGUAUGUAGCCGUGCAUUUAUGAGAUUAGAAUCCCUCGCUGAUCCUCAAUCUGAAGAGAGACGAGCAUAUCAGAAACUUGCCUUGGACCUUUUCAGCAGAUAUCCUCCAACGGACAACCAGGGAAAAACAGCUAAUUGUACUGGUUGCGACAAAGCGUUCCCAGUCUGCAUUGCAAGUGGGCGACCGAUGAUUGCCUAUCAGUUCUGGUUGUGCCCGGUUUGUAAACAAAGAGCUUACGAGGAAGAAAUACAUAGUUUCAAGUUCUGUCCGCUAUGUCAUGCUCAAAUAGCGUAA
Molecule: messenger RNA, 1179 nt
Organism: Haemonchus placei
Lineage: Eukaryota; Metazoa; Nematoda; Chromadorea; Rhabditida; Trichostrongylidae
Source: the annotation of a GenBank genome assembly